CGCGCGCCCGACGCGGGGCCACCGACAAUCCCUUCUCCGCCUCGACGUGACACGAGGCUCCUCGUGCAUGCCGCGUGCAACACACGCGCCGAUCCCCCGCACGAUAUUUAACCGCACGCGUGCCCGACGUAUCCGAGGCACAAGCGGAAACCUCGUGGUUCGUUCGCGCAUCGGUAAGAAACCAAGUUCACGAUCGUCUCCUCGCGAGAGUGACGACGUUCACACGUUUCAUCCGUUCGGUUCCCGGUCUGCCGGGAAUUCUCGUCGCAGCAAAAGUCGCGCAACGAGAAGCCUUGUUUGAACGACCGGGUGUUUCGUGUGCGCGAUCAUCGCCGUUUUCGUUAGUAGUGCCGCGAAACGUCGUCGAGUUUGGACGGCGACGGGGUGGAGGAGGUGACGGAGAGGGAGGAGCAGGAGGAGGAAGAGAAUCGUGUGGUAAAACUGAGCAGUGAAGUGCGUCGCGCCGAGGGCUAGACUUCGACGGCCGACACUACCAACCGCGGGAGAGCCUCGUGAGUAUAUUUAAAUAGUGUGUCUCUCUGGCUGGUCAGAGGAAGCCGACAGUUUCUUGGUCUUCUUCGUCCUCGUCGUCGCCGUCGUCUUCGUCGUUGUGAUCUUCUUCUUCUUCUCCCUUCUGCUUCUUGUUCGUCUUGUUCCACCGCUCCUUCCUCUAAUAUCGUGUGCCAUCAUCCUCGGCUUUUCCUCGUUCGGAGUGCAACGUGAUACGACGGGAGGACAGAGAGGCCACGGCACCGGGGGUGGCACGCGAAAUUCUCUAUCGACUGUCGGCGAUUUAUUUCGAGAUACGGAUAUUGGUGCCGCCGAUUCGACGCCGGUGCAGUGUUUCAAGACGCCUACCGCUGACGAUUCCGAAUGGGAAGUUUCGUCGUCAAGGAAGGUUUGAAAUCUAAUAAAGAACCCUAGAGUAAAUACAUUAUUUUGAAUACGCGAGUAUAUAUUUAACGCGAGACAUCUACGAUAAGAGAAAGGCGGAAACGGUACCCGAUCGUGAAUCGAGGAAUCGCUCGCAGGAUGCGAUUCUCGAGCAAUCGACAGGAUGAUUGGGACUUUUGAACCUUACGUCUCGAUGCCGUUUAGAGCGAGCGCGAUCGCGACAACCGGCGGUCGUGAUCGUUUGCGAUAAUCGUGAAUUUCGACGCAGUACGAUUCCGUACCGCGGUACUCCCGUCGCGUCCGUCGAGACAUCAAGGAUGAAGAGGACGGUACUGCGCUGGAUGAAGAGCAGACAGCCGAGAAUCUGUCCGAUGGAAGUCCCGAAGUUUCGCUGCUGCCGGUGGUACAACACCUCGUGAAAAACGUUUUCCUUUCAACGACGGAGAUCGAGCGUGGGUCCACAGAGAAGAGAUCGCCGCAUUUCGAGACGAAUGAGGCUUCGUUUAAAAUUCAUCGUCUGAGAGAGCGCGAGACAGGGGGAGAGGAUACUUCGUAGAGGAGUGGAUAGACCGUUUCGUCGCAGGACUUUGAGGCGAAUUCGGUCGCGAGAUAAGAAGAGUGCGAGAAGAGUGGUGUGCUGCGUCGCGUUCGGGGUGACCGAGGUGUCGACCUCACCCCCGAUCAAACCAGCAACCAGGUCGGAUGAUGUGGGCGUCUCUGUUUUUGGCCGGGAUCUUAAGCGGCUGGUGGGGCGCACUGGCGCUCGCUGCGGCACCCCCCGCCAAUCGGAACUCCCUCGAGGAGACGUCAACGAGGACCACCAGCGACCAUCCGCCAUCGAUGAGCAUCGCCGCCACCGUUGAAAAGUCCCUCGAUUACCGUUUGCCAACUUGGAACUUCGUUACGCGAAAUAUCGAUAGACGAGCUCUAGACCAGCAGCAACCGGCUCACGAUCCGUCUACGAGAGAUUACAAAUUACCAACCGACGACGUUCGACCAACGCCGGGGCUUGAGCAACGACCGUCUGAACGGCAGCAAUCCCAAGGGGGAAGAUCGAAUUCGCAACUUUUCGGAUUCGAGAAUGAGAAGACUCUGGCCGAGACCGAUUUGUCGGCCGACCUCUAUUCCGUUCGAGAUGCCUUGCAGGGAUACACGGAAGACGUGGACGACUCGAUACGCGACGCAUUUAUCUCCUCGUCGAGACGAGUGGAGGAUCGUCCGGAGGCGACAAAUAUUAAUCCAAAGACGGAGGAGUCUGGACUGAUCCGCUUGCCUCGUCACUCGUCAACGCAAACGCCGUUUCUCUAUCCGUCCGGCAGCGAGUCGUCGGUGGAGAGGCCGCGGGUGAUCCGAUCGACCAAGCAACGACCAAAGAACCGCACGAAAGCGGACUCGCCUAGAGAGCAACGACGGCGAUGUCGUAAUAAGGGCUGUCGCGGCCAAAACUGGUGCCCGGACGUGGACGUCGGCAACAGGGCGUUUAUGGCCCCAACGGUGUUCGAGGGUAAAGCGAGGAGCAUGUCCUCGGUGAGGAAGCCGGGCUCAAACUACGCGGUGACGUUCGAGGUGAAGCAAGUAUACAAGAGCCAGCCCGGUUUCCAGCCACUGCAGAAGAACGACAGCGUUCGGUUGCACUUUCGCGACAAAUCGGCACCCGGGAAGUCGACGGUCUGCAGCUACGACAACGACGGGAAGCAGCAACAGCAGCAGCGCGAUAAUCAGAGUGGUGUGGUGCGAGCCAAUAUUAAGAGGGGUAAAGUGUAUCUAGUGUUUGUGAAUCGCGUGGGACCCAGGAACUUCACGAUCCUCGGUGAGCCGGUGAUACGAAGCAAGAAGAACGAACAGGCGGUGCAGGCUGUCGUUCGACCGGAUUACGUGAGGGAGGUCACGUUAUCCGAACUCAGGGACUCGAUAGCGAGGUUACGGGAGAGGGUGAAGCUAGUAUGCCGAACGAGGGGUUCGCCGCCCCCAAGGGUGCACUGGCUGAAAGACGGAAUACCGUUGCACCCGCGCAGAGGCCUCAGGAUUCAACACAAACGACGAAGAUCGAAAGUAGUGAUAUCGUCCGCGAAGCCUGAGGACAGCGGCAGAUACGAAUGCGUGGCCGAGAGUACCUCCGGUCAUCACGCCUCGCUCGCGGCCCAGCUUCUAGUCGCUCACGAUAGAACCCAGGAAACCACGACGGCAGCGUGGCCGAGGCAGGAGCAGCCGUGCCCGAUAGCCGGAGAUUUCUGCAUGAACGGUGGUACCUGUCUGUUUUUCGAGACCGUCGGUGAACCAGCAUGCAGAUGCGCGGAGGGCUUUACGGGUCUGCGGUGCGAGACGAAGGACGUCAGCAGCACCGGAAAUAUGGAUAAGUUUUCUUCGUUCGCCGAGGACGUGACGCUCGCCCGCUUCUAGCGCAUCUAGCGGCACUGUCAAGCUUGCACAUCGGGACAUUCAUCGUGUUUUGUUUUGUUGUAGCCUCACCCACAUCCCCUCCCGAUACCCGUUCAGGUUCCUACAUACGCGUCCUCGUCUUCUCCGCUCUCCACGGGCUCUCCACUUUUACCCGCGAUAUUUCCAUACCCUGACCCGGCCGAACGUUCGCGACGGCAAACCAUACCCCCGCCUUCCUAUUUCAUCUUUCACAGGACAAGAACGUUUUCCAGUUUCCCGCUUCGUUUCCUACUUCCUACAUCUAUUCCCAGUUGCCUCGUUUCCAGGCCGCAACGAGCACCUGGCCACGCCGUCAAUUCUCAGAGGAGAGCCCCAGGAGAUGAAGCAAUUCACCGACCAACGUCAUCCACCACGCGCAUCCCGGAUCCUGGACCGUCGACAGUUCGACAAUUAAUCCGUUCGGAUUCGCACCGAGGAGCAUACUUUCACAAAUAAGCCGGAAACUACUUCGAUACACGGAAGCUAGCUACGACAGAUACAUUGCGGAGUCGAGUUCUCUCAAUGAUCGUAAUGGACCAGAGUAUCGUCGAAUGGUUCGAUGUCGUCUAAAAGCAAGCCCGGAGAACAACGGGACGCCAUCGAAUGGGAACACCGUACGAAACAAGAAAAAGGGUCGCUCGUUGAAUUCGACAACGAUGAGAAAUUUUUCACGUCUUUUUUUCUCUCGCUUCCCCUCGCGCGACUUCCGAUUGAAAAUGUCCAACAUUCGACACGUACGGCUAAAAUAUCGCGGACAAAUCGAAUUUAAGUCCCACGAGUGAAAACUGUAUUUACAUGGAUACGUUUUUUCCUCUCGGCGUGUACAACAACUUUAAUUUCUUCCCACGAGAUCGUUAUUCCACUCGUCGAUCAUUUGCGGGUAUUGAAAAUUAAAACAGAGCUCGGAGCAACUACGAAAUACGUUUAUUGAUUUUCCCUCUCGAGGCUCGUUACGCAGCAACAUCGUUGCUUUCAUAAUUUCAAACCUUCCUCCUCAAAACUCGAUUUUUUGUUCGAACGUUUCAUCACUCGAGAGAUUUGCACCAACGAAAAACAUGGUGCCAGAAGAGGGAGAGCAGAGAGAAAAAUAGGCGGGAUAAACGUCAUCCGCAAGCAUGUGCAGAUUGUUCGAACACCACGUGGACGUGACGAUUUCCUUUUAUGGUUUUGUUAGAAACUAAGACUCCCCGGAUCUUGUAAUAGGAUUUCCGGGAUCAGCGAGUCUUUUUACGCUGCGACCAAACGUCUUAGAGGCAGAGACAGCUAUUACCCAAACCUACGCUACGUGGAAUUGAACAAUUUCAAACUCUAACUCAUCCCGAGUCGAAUUCGAAGGGAACGCUGUUUGAUAAGAGGCAGGCUGCCUCGGAGAUCAGGAAGGAGGGCCAGGUGUUCCGAAUCUGGAGCAAAGUUGCCGUGAAAAGACGCUCCUCGGUUUUUCGAGCGACUGAGUUCGUCGAAGCGUGCGUUCAGACGCGUCCAGGACGCUCUUGUACAAAGUACAUAUUGCCUGUAUUCCCCUUUCGAGCAGCGUGUGUGUCUGUGGUUGUGUGCGUCGAGUACCGAUUGAUCGAAGCGUCGAACACGAGAGAGAUCGUGUCGCCUGCUCUUCGAGGGGAAAGCAGAGGUCGAGGACCCAACCGGUGAAAAUUGAUCGAGAACGAGAGUCGUUCGCGACUCUAGUUUUCCAGCGCCAAAGCCGGGGUUGCGUUAUUACACCAAGGGCGAAGAAAUCAGGCGGCACUUUAAUUAACGGGAAACUGGCUGCAAGCAUCGCCGUAAGAAUUGUUACGGCACGCGAGAAAUUGCGUUCUCGCUGCACUGUCGCCGAGUCGUAAUAUUGGCCUCGAUUGGAAACAACGAAAGGACGCAAGUAACGUACAUUCCUGUUCAUAAGUUUUAAGACACUUCCAAGUGCUUACUAUAUAUCGAAAAAUGUAACACGAAAAAUUUAACAUUGUCAGAAACAAUCUCUAGCGAAAGAUUGUGUUAAAUUAUUAAAUGAAUUAUAUUAAUAUUUUCUUACGUCGUUGCUUGAUGUCUCUUAAAAACUUGAAAUGGAAGAACAGUCGCGCUUCUAUCGAUCGGGCAACACACGCACGCUUACUUUUUACAUUUUAGAGCUAUAAAGGAAUACGUAUAGGUAGUUGUCGAACGAGAAGAGCGAACUGUGUUCCGACAGUGUUCUUCCGCGAGAGAAGAGGAAGCACACUUUGCCAUAUUAGCUAUAUUAAUACCAGAGACUUUUGAGAAGAGAAGAAGAAUCGUGGUAGCGUAUAAUGUCCGUGCAAGCUUACUAGUGCCGCCGUGCUUUUUCGUUACGAAUUCAUUUCGUCGCUCGUACCUAUCGAACGAUUUGUAUGAAAGUCAUCGUGAAUCAUCGAUGGCACGUCAUUCCGGCCGAUUUCGCGCGUUCCUCUGAAAUUCUCUUAACGCCGUUCGUUAAACGACGAUUAGUCAAGUAUUCACCAACUCUUAGUUUCUCUUUAUGAGACUCUAGUUAAAAAGGUAGAGAAAAGACGUAGUCGACACCGGAGUGGAAUGACGAGCCUGAUCAUAGCGAACAAAAGAGGAAUGUAUUUUAUGAUAUUUUACGCAUAAAGAACGAUCGUAAAUCGAUAAUAUAGCAAUUAGUCCAAGAUAAACUUAAAUAGAAGUGUAUAAAAGGAAAUGAGAAUGAGAGAUGUGCAUAACGUUGCACGCAUAGCGUUUUUACGAAGGCUGAGGGGCAGGAUUGCAUCGAUUUUACAUCACGCGCACAAUACAGGUCCGCGGAACAAUGAUUCCGAACAAUUAUUGUAUGAAUGACGAUGAUAGUUAAUUAUGGAUAGAGCGUCAUCGAUUUAACGUCAGCCCCGUAACGAGAUUAUCCUAUGUCAAGGAUUCGCCUCGAACGGAAAUGCGACCAAUCUACUAACGGUUUCGUUUCUUUUUUUCUAAGGAAGUCAAUAGAACAUCGAUCAUCGACCUGCGAGGAUCGCCCUAUCACGAGUAACCCUAAGCGCUAUUGUAAAAUAUUGUACCAUAUUAUUUCGCGUUAUUUAUUUUUCAAUGUUUUUAAUAGGAGACGCGUUUUUACGAUACUCAAGAGAAUUAUCGCGUAAUGUUAUAUAGAGAUACGACUUCGUUCUGAUCCGCGGUGCAACGCCUAAUCUUCGUGACGAAGAAAACGAACCAACAUUUUCUUUCAUUAAGGGCGAAUCGGAAACGGAGAAUACGAAAUUGUAAUAAUCCGCAUACUCAUUUAAGAACGGUGCACUUAACAGAGUCGUCGCGAAUACAGUCACAGCGGAUCAGACAGAUUAGAAUGUUUAUAAACUUCAACGUAUUUCCAGCAGCUUUUGCAGUGUGUAAAAGUAACCAGACGGAGAAACCGCAAAUCUAGUCUAGACGAGACCUAAGAGAGCUUGCACGUAAAAGAUUAUUACGGACGUGGCCGUCCGCCCUCUCAACGAUUAAUGUUGGUUUCGAAGAUGAGGGCCGAACGAACGGAAUUCGUUUUGUACGCGACAGCGAACGAUUGCGUUCCGCGAUAGUCUAAUAGCGAAACGAAGUGCACUAUUGGAUCGUAAUGCUAACUCUAGCAGCACGAAGUACUAACGAGUUAAUAGCGAAAUUUGUCGUAAGGGAAAAUGAACGCUGCAAUUUAUUAAUAAUGAAGCAUAAGCCGCUGUUGAUGUUUCCUAAAAAAAAAAUGAUCUUCGAAUUUCAUUCGAAGGGGUCGGGGUACGAUAGGUGCCCGAGAACGAGAAUGUUACGACCAAAAUAUUAAUUAUACGACAUCGAGAAGGUGGUGAGAGAAAAGCCGAAAUAAAAUAGUUUAUGUAAGGCAUGAGAUUUGUAUUGAAUUUUGUUUGGUGGCGCAUCAAACAAAGAGAAGAGAUACGGUCCGAAUCCGCCGCAAUUACUUACACCUAACGAAAAAUACCUAGUCAACGUGUACGUGCUCCCAGAAAUUAUACUUUCGUUCCGCGUUUCCAUACAGUUUCAAAUUUUGUUCCGAGGAAUCGUGCGUUACUGUAUCGUUCUUUUAAUAGAGAAUUGCGACAUCGAAUGAAAAAGGGAACGUAAAGAACUGGGAUAUGUAUUUGGAGCACCGGUACACUUAAGAAUAUUUAUGUAAUGCUAACAAUGUUACUUGCGAUUUGGUAUAUGACGAAUGUCAACACGAAAAAUAUUUUAUUCUAGUCGUAUCUUUCAUGCUUUGCCAAGUAAAAUAAUAUAAUUCCUGUGUUAUAUGUAAUAGUCAAUUAUGUUUUAAUAAAAUCUGCCAAGAUUCUUGACAA
This is a messenger RNA of Ceratina calcarata, 7598 nucleotides long. It is a transcript of the gene vn, whose product is annotated as membrane-bound neuregulin protein vein. The coding region runs from base 1597 to 3294 and encodes 565 amino acids. Gene Ontology annotation, biological process: homophilic cell-cell adhesion. The record is from RefSeq and is a predicted model, not a curated record. Gene Ontology annotation, cellular component: plasma membrane. The transcript is spliced from 9 exons. Lineage: Eukaryota; Metazoa; Arthropoda; Insecta; Hymenoptera; Apidae.